AAUACAUUUUAUUACAUAAAUACAACCUACCUUACAUAGUAUACAUAAAUACUCCUUUUCCUUUGGUAGGUAGUAGAUGAUUUUUUCCUAUAAAUCCCUACACUGAAGAAAUCAAUUGAACACUUCAGCCACAAAAGAAAGAAAAAAAACCAAAGUAACAAUGGAGGUUCUAAGGGUACAAACAAUAGCUCAUCAAUCCAAAGAUGCUACAUCAACAAUCCCAUCAAUGUUCCUUAGAUCAGAAACUGAAUCACCAGGAACAACAACAGUUCAAGGUGUCAAACUCGAAGUACCUAUAAUAGAUUUCAACAACCCAGAUGAAGGAAAAAUACAAAAUGAAAUAAUGGAAGCAAGUACAAAAUGGGGAAUGUUUCAAAUUGUGAACCAUGAUAUUCCAAAUGAAGUUAUAAAAAAAUUGCAAAGUGUUGGUAAAGAAUUCUUUGAGUUACCACAAGAAGAGAAAGAGGUUAUUGCUAAACCUAUUGGGUCUGAUUCAUUGGAAGGGUAUGGUACAAAACUUGAAAAAGAGGUUAAUGGGAAGAAAGGUUGGGUAGAUCAUUUGUUUCAUAUUAUAUGGCCACCUUCUUCCAUUAAUUACCGUUUUUGGCCUAACAACCCUGCUUCGUACAGGGAGGUGAAUGAGGAAUAUGGCAAGUACCUACGUGAAGUGGCAGACAAACUAUUCAAAAGCCUGUCAAUUGGGCUUGAGCUUGAAGAACAUGAACUUAAGAAAGCUGCAGGUGGAGAUGAGUUGAUUCACAUGUUGAAAAUCAACUAUUACCCACCAUGUCCAGUUCCUGAUCUUGUUCUAGGUGUGCCUCCACACACAGAUAUGUCUUUUCUUACCAUUUUGGUCCCUAAUGAAGUGCAGGGCCUUCAAGCCUCUAGAGAUGGUCAAUGGUAUGAUGUUAAGUAUGUCCCUAAUGCCCUUGUCAUUCACAUUGGUGACCAAAUGGAGAUACUGAGCAAUGGAAAAUAUAAGGCUGUAUUGCACAGAACAACAGUGAACAAAGAUGAGACAAGAAUGUCGUGGCCAGUGUUCAUAGAGCCAAAGCCAGAACAUGAAAUUGGUCCUCAUCCAAAGUUGGUUAACCAAGAGAAUCCACCAAAGUAUAAGACCAAGAAAUUUGAGGAUUAUCUUUAUUGUAAGCUUAAUAAGAUCCCUCAGUAAAGGAAGAAAAAUGCUCUACACUAUGAUGGUGUCAUGUGGCAUGUAUGAAUUAAAUAAAAUAUGUAGCUAAAGUUGGAUGCUGCUAAUUGUGCUAUGUUAUAAUUAUAAAUUUUCACUAGUUUUAUUUUUUUAUUUUAUAGGAGAAAUCAUCUUAUGUUAUU
Medicago truncatula (barrel medic) is the source of this 1332-nucleotide messenger RNA. RefSeq names its product flavonol synthase/flavanone 3-hydroxylase. NCBI's taxonomy places the organism in Eukaryota, Viridiplantae, Streptophyta, Magnoliopsida, Fabales, Fabaceae. The record is from RefSeq and is a predicted model, not a curated record. The coding region runs from base 161 to 1171 and encodes 336 amino acids. The transcript has 4 exons.